Prunus armeniaca (apricot) is the source of this 1644-nucleotide messenger RNA. Lineage: Eukaryota; Viridiplantae; Streptophyta; Magnoliopsida; Rosales; Rosaceae. The record is from the annotation of a GenBank genome assembly.
AUGCUUACUGAUCUCUGUAACUUCGUCGUCCUCCUUUUCUUUCUGUCAAUCUUGGGCCUUCAGAGCUGCCAUGGCCGCAUCUUCAGCUUCAAGAUGCACCACCGCUUCUCCGACCCCGUCAAGGAGUGGUCGGCCAGCGCCGGGAAACUCUCGCCGCCCCACAACCUUCCGGCGAAGGGAAGCUUCGAGUACUACGCGGAAUUGGCCCGCCGCGAUCGCUUUCUUCGCGGCCGCAAGCUCGCCCAGAGCGACCAGAGCGACACUACUACUCCGCUAGCUUUCUCUGAUGGCAACUCGACUUUUCGGAUCAGCUCCUUGGGAUUCCUGCAUUACACCACGGUGCAAUUGGGUACGCCGGGAAUGAAGUUUAUGGUGGCGCUUGAUACAGGGAGUGAUCUGUUUUGGGUGCCUUGUGAAGGCACAGCUUAUGCUCCUGAUUUUGAGGUUAGCAAAUAUGACCCUGAAGGGUCGUCAACAAGCAAAAGAGUCAGUUGCAACAACAGUUUGUGUGCACACCGUAAUAGAUGUAUGGGUUCAUUCAACAAUUGCCCUUACAUGGUCUCUUAUGUCUCAGCUGAAACUUCUACUUCUGGGAUAUUGGUAGAGGAUGUUCUGCACCUAAAAACAGAAGAUAGUCACCGGGAACUUGUUGAGGCAUACGUUACCUUUGGUUGUGGACAGGUGCAAAGUGGUUCUUUCCUGGAUGUUGCAGCACCUAAUGGUUUGUUUGGGCUUGGUAUGGAGAAGAUUUCUGUUCCUAGUAUUUUGUCCCGGGAAGGCUUUACAGCCGAUUCUUUUUCCAUGUGUUUUGGACAUGAUGGGGUUGGGAGAAUUAAUUUUGGUGACAAGGGGAGUCCUGACCAGGAAGAGACCCCAUUUAAUGUCAACCCGUCACAUCCAACCUAUAACAUCACCGUAACUCAAAUUCGAGUGGGAACAGAUCUUAUGGACAUUGACUUCACAGCUCUUUUUGAUUCUGGGACGUCUUUCACAUACUUGGGUGACCCAACUUAUACAAGGCUUUCAGAGAGUUUCAAUUCAAUGGCUCGAGAUAAGCGUCGUCCACCUGACCCAAGGAUCCCAUUUGAAUAUUGUUAUGAUAUGAGUUCUGAUGCAAAUGCUAGUUUUAUACCUAGUCUAAGUUUAACCAUGAAAGGUGGGAGCCAGUUUGCAGUAUAUGAUCCGAUUAUUGUCAUCUCCACCCAGAGCGAGCUGGUAUAUUGCCUGGCUGUUGUCAAGAGUACGCAACUAAAUAUAAUUGGACAAAACUUUAUGACUGGCUACAAUGUUGUAUUUGACCGAGAGAAAUUCGUUUUGGGCUGGAAGAAGUUUGACUGUUAUGACGUUGAGAACCAUACUAGCUUGCCUUUUAAACCUAAUUCUACCAAUGUGCCUCCUGCUGUUGCUGUUGGACUAGGUAACCAUUCUACUCCAGAAUCAACGAAAAAGACCCGGAAUAGUCAGACUUCAGCUGCAUCUCUGCCUUACCAUAGCCAUUUUCCUCUGACUUGGUUUCGUUCCACAGGUUAUAAGAAUUUAGAUCAAAUCCCUUCAUCGUGUAUUAAUGGAUCAAGAGAUCCUGUUCUUUGGAUAGACAGUUACACAAUAUAUGAUACUACAUGUUUCAGUCAUUAUAAUGUCUAA